GGUAUGAAUGGGAAGGUUGACUGUAAAACUCCAGAGGAAGAGGGGGAGCAGAUGCGAGCACUAAAAGACAUCGCCCAUCGGUAAUCGGACUCCGGCAAAAGUUCUAAUUUAUUGUAAGGGAAAUAAAGACAACCGAAAGCUCGAAGCUUUUUACUUCGUUCCGGCAAAUCCCAAACGGUGGGGAGAGAAAGCUCGAAUCUUGCACUUCGUUCCAGCAAUUCCCCAACCAUGGGGAGAGAAAACUCGAAGCUUUCACUCGUUUUUGGGGAAGAUCUCUUCGUAUUUGACGGCAAGUGGCCGAGGAGCUGCUGAAGUUGCUGUUGAUUUGUUUUUUUGUUUUUGUUUUUUCAAGUAUUAGUGGACUAUGAACUGUAGGUCCUCUUCUCCACUCUUCUUUUAACUCAGCUGCCGCGGCUGCUUCCUGCCAUCGAAGGUUUAUUAGGAGUUUGAUGUGAGGGAUCCAUGGACACAAAGCUUUAUGACUAGAGAAGGUGUGUGCUGCCCCCUCCCUGUUCUGUGGAACUGAAAAUAAGAUUACACUAACUUCUGAAGUUCAUGGCUGGAAGGGAAAAGCCCACUAGUCUUUCCAUAUUCGAGCUUGAAAAGGAUGUCCUGAAUCUCCAACUAUUGCUGCAAGAAGAAAUCAAGUUGCAUGUGAUUCUUGAAAAGGCUGUAGAGGAAGCUGCAUUUGAACUAUCUGAUCUAUCAUGUCUCCCAAAAGAUGCACAGGAACUUUUGUCUAACAUUUCAACCUUGGAGAGUACUGUAGGAAAACUUGAGGAAGAGAUGAUUUCUUUAAGUUUUCAGCUAAUUCAAGAACGAAAUGAGAGAAGGCUUGCUGAAUAUCAGCUAAAACAAUUGCCAGGAUCUCCACAGAUUGCAUGCCCCAUUGCACAGGCAAGUAUGGAUGAUCUGGUUAUAGAUGAAGAGCUGGGCCCUUCUGAGUUGAUUAAACAUUUUGGGAAAUUUGGACGAAUACCACAUAAAGGCAUUAUGAACCACCCUCACCCCAAUCAGCUUUCUGAGGAGAUAGUUCGUUGUAUGAAAGAUAUUUUCAUCUCCCUGGCAGAUUGCUCUAGUUUACCCUUAAGAUUUUCUUCACCAGAGAGCUUUUGUCCAUCAACAUCUCCACAAGGACACAGUCCAACUUUUUGGCCACUAUCUGAGCUUACAUCAAUCUCCUCAUGGAGACACAGUCCUCAAACGGACAUUCAGUGUAACAAUGAUGUUUUAACUUCGGGAGGCAUUUUUGAUCCAUAUAAAGUCCGUGGAAAAUUGAGUUGGGUUGACAUUGGUAAUUAUAGUUUGGCCAAAGAAGUUUCAUGGAUGUCAGUGGAGAAGAAGCAACUUGAAUAUGCUUCGGAUUCAUUAAAGAUGUUCAGAUCACUUAUUGAACAGUUGGCAGAAGUAAAUCCAAUUCACCUCAGCUACAGUGAGAAGUUAGCCUUCUGGAUCAAUUUAUAUAAUGCACUCAUCAUGCAUGCUUAUCUUGCAUAUGGUGUUCCUAAGAGUGACAUGAAGCUCUUUGCAUUGAUGCAAAAGGCUGCAUACACAGUUGGAGGCCACUCAUUUAGUGCUGCUUGCAUUGAGUAUGUAGUUUUAAAGAUGAAGCCACCCGUCCAUAGGCCACAAACGUCUUUACUUCUCGCACUUCAGAAGCUGAAAGUCUCCGAGGAGCAGAAGAGGUUCUCAAUCGAUACGUUCGAGCCACUAGUGACAUUUGCUCUAAGCUGUGGGACAUACUCUUCCCCUGCAGUAAAAGUUUACAGUGCAGGAAAUGUGAAGGAGGAGCUCCAGGAAGCUCAACGUGACUUCAUUCGCGCUUCCGUAGGAAUGAACAAUAAAAGGAAGCUUCUUGUCCCAAAGAUGCUUCACUCAUUCGCUCGAGGAUUUGUCGAUGAUUCAGAAGUACCAAUCUGGAUAUCUCGAUUCUUACCUCAGCAACAAGCAGGCUUUGUAGAUCAAUGCAUCUCACAGAGAAGAUAUAGCUUGCUGGGCUCUCGCAGUUGCGGAAUAAUCCCUUACGACUCCCGAUUUCGAUAUCUUUUUCUACCUGAAAUACUGCCCUGAUGAUUUUGACCAUUCACCAGCUUGCAAUAACUGAUUUGGUUGGCCAGCGAUCAAAGCUUAAGCUUGCUCUCCAGAAUCAAUUAGUGAGGUCUGGUUUUGUUGGAGAGCAUUACAGGCUACCAAUCUGCAAUUUGUUCAAAUCCUUUCGAACAUGAAUGAGGGAUUGUAUAGGUGAUUACAAUGAGCUUUGCUAAGGAAACCAAAUAUUCAAGACCUAAUGGUAGAGCUAAAUUCUGAAGGCAUCUCCUGUUUCAUUUUGGUAGAGAUGAUAUUACAGUUGCUUCAGUCCUACUUGAAAGACCUGUUCUAAUUGUAGCUUCAGAAAGUUUUUCCCUUAACCACAAUCUUUGAGUUCUUUGAAACAGGGAAGUCUCUUCUUAAAGGAAAAUUUCUGAGCUCUGUUA
Dendrobium catenatum is the source of this 2474-nucleotide messenger RNA. RefSeq lists its product as uncharacterized. The transcript has 11 exons. The record is from RefSeq and is a predicted model, not a curated record. The coding region runs from base 556 to 2070 and encodes 504 amino acids. NCBI's taxonomy places the organism in Eukaryota, Viridiplantae, Streptophyta, Magnoliopsida, Asparagales, Orchidaceae.